Molecule: messenger RNA, 7543 nt
Organism: Myotis myotis
Lineage: Eukaryota; Metazoa; Chordata; Mammalia; Chiroptera; Vespertilionidae
Gene: SGMS2
Product: sphingomyelin synthase 2
Exons: 6
Coding region: 1760-2857 (365 amino acids)
Biological process (GO): sphingomyelin biosynthetic process; ceramide biosynthetic process
Cellular component (GO): endoplasmic reticulum membrane; Golgi membrane
Molecular function (GO): ceramide cholinephosphotransferase activity; sphingomyelin synthase activity
Source: RefSeq, a predicted model, not a curated record
UAAGCCUGAGAUCAGGAGCUAUUCAUUAUAAUGUUAUUUAAUUGACUCAGUCCUGGUGGAAAGGAGGUUCUGAAUCAGAUUCCAUGUAAUAGUCUACUCCAUUCAGAUGCCUAACUAGUGAAUGGAACCUAAUGGAUGAUUCUCCCAUGAAUUUAUUUCCCUUUUCAUGUGACCUAUUCCACAAAGUCAUUUCUGACCAUGAGAAAUAAAGGUAUAAGAUAAACCAUGUUUUCUUAUUGUAAUAUGCAAAUGAACAAUCAUUUAACAUAGUCCCUUAUUUGAGAAUUGUGAGAAAGGCGGAAGAAACUGAGGUCAAAGGAGAUUGUUUUACUUUUUUCCCCCUUUUUAAAAAAAUUAAAUUUAUUGGGGUGACAAUGGUUAAUAAGAUUAUAUAGGUUUCACGUGUGCAAUUCUAUGAUAAAUAUAUGGUGAUGGAAGAAGGUUUGACUUUGGGUAUUGGCUCACAAUAUAAUAUACAGAUUGCUUUAAUUUACAUCAAGUGAUAAAGUCAGGGUUAGAGCCUGUGUCUUAAUAAACCCAUAUGGAGCUGUUACCCAUCAAUUAUCUACAUCAGGCUAAAUUAAAAUACCCCAAAUUUUUAAAUCUUUGAGGGAAUCGAUUUCUCACAUCCUAGGACCAAUCACAUGGUAGUAUUUUGAGCACUAAGAGGAAAUACCUAUAACUUCUGAUGGUUCUUGUACACUCAUCAAUAAGAUACCUCACCCUAAUUCUUUUAUUUCUGUGAGAAAUGGGAUUUUUAUUUGCUUUCUUUAACUGUCUUUGGUGAGAUCACUAACAUAUCUUUGCUUUCUUUUUAUAGAAUUAUAUGCAUGUACAGGGUGGGGCACAUGUAGGUUUACAGUUGUUCAUAUGGAAAAUAACACAAUAAUUAAUAAAUAAGAAUAAACUCUGUGUUUCAUGUACUCACAACUGUAAACCUACUUGGCCCUACCCUGUAUAUAUUUGAAUAUGGCAAAAUGUAUUAGAAAACCGAAACCUGAGGUUGCUAAAUGACCCGCCCAGGGUUAGUCAUGGCUUCUCUGUGGCCAAAUAUAGAUAAGGAUGGUGGCCUGUUAACUUCCGCUCCAGGGCCUUGCAUUGACAUCAUUUGUUUUUAAACUUUUUGGCCAUGGAACCCAGAUUUCAACUGAGAUUUUGGGUAAAAAUAGAAAGCAAAGUAGAGCUCUUCUAGUUGAAGCAAGAUGGGGCCUGGAGACAUGUCCACGUGGUUGGUUUUCACUGUAAUGGAUUUCUUAUCACAACACAGGGAAAGACAAACCCCUCAGGUCAAACAUACCCUGCUCUUGUUCUUGUUCUAUUUCUCUUGAGCAUUCCUCCCGCCACCCCACCCCCCCAUCUGAAAGUGAACAUAAAUGGAAAAGCUGGAGGAGGUGAGUUGACACAGACGGGGAGUCACAGCUAUAAAGGAAAUGCCAGGUGUUCCUAGGUGGCUCAGAAUGUUUUUACUGUGUGUCCGGAGGAAGCAGCAGGGGCACUCUGGCUGUGCGAAUCUACUGGUCCCCAAGGAGCCGCAGUGAAAUCCCUGGGGGAAAGAGAAUUGGCCUGCUUCCCUGACAGCGGCGGAUGCACAGUGGAGAGCUGCAUGGGAGGACCAGGCAUCUGGUGGCUACUUUCUACGUUUUACACCAGGAAACAGAAUCAGAUGAAGAGCCCAUGUUUAUCUUGGAAAUAGAAGGUUUAAAAAACAUUUCUACUAAGAACACUACCAUCCUCUUUUGGAUCUGAAGACUGGGGGACAAUGGAUAUCAUAGAGACAGCAAAACUUGAAGAACAUAUGGAAAAUCAAACCAACGAUCCGGCAAACACGUACCCAAGGCCUGCUGAACCUGCCGAAGAAGAAGAGAAAAAUGGCAACGGUAAACCCAAGAGCUUAUCCAAUGGGCUGCGGAAGGGCUCCAAAAAGUACCCAGACUAUAUCCAAAUCUCUAUGCCCACGGACUCCAGGAGCAAAUUCCCCCUGGAGUGGUGGAAAACGGGCAUCGCGUUUGUGUAUGCUGUUUUCAACCUCGUCCUGACGACCGUCAUGAUCACAGUCGUACAUGAGAGGGUCCCUCCCAAGGAGCUCAGCCCUCCACUCCCAGACAAGUUUUUUGAUUACAUUGAUCGGGUGAAGUGGGCAUUUUCUGUAUCAGAAAUAAAUGGGAUUAUAUUAGUUGGCUUAUGGAUCACCCAGUGGCUUUUUCUGAGAUACAAGUCAAUAGUGGGGCGCAGGUUCUUUUUUAUCAUCGGAACAUUAUACCUGUACCGCUGUGUCACCAUGUAUGUCACUACGCUGCCUGUGCCUGGCAUGCAUUUCCAGUGUGCUCCGAAGCUCAACGGAGACUCUCAGGCAAAAGUGCAGCGGAUCCUGCGGUUGAUUUCCGGUGGAGGACUGUCCAUAACAGGAUCGCACAUCUUGUGCGGAGACUUCCUCUUCAGUGGUCACACGGUCGUGCUGACACUAACUUAUCUCUUCAUCAAAGAAUACUCACCUCGUCACUUCUGGUGGUAUCACUUAGUCUGCUGGCUGCUGAGCGCUGCCGGGAUCAUCUGCAUUCUCGUGGCUCACGAGCACUACACGGUGGACGUCAUCGUUGCCUACUACAUCACCACACGGCUGUUCUGGUGGUACCAUUCCAUGGCCAAUGAAAAGAACCUGAAGGUCUCUUCACAGACUAAUUUCUUAUCUCGUGCGUGGUGGUUCCCCAUCUUUUAUUUUUUUGAGAAAAACGUACAAGGCUCGAUUCCUUGCUGCUUCUCCUGGCCGCUCUCCUGGCCUCCGGGCUGCUUUAAGUCUUCGUGCAAGAAGUACUCGCGGGUUCAGAAGAUCGGGGAAGACAAUGAGAAAUCUACCUGAGGGGCAAAACAAAGGCUUCAGCUCUUACACCCAAAGCGGUAUCGCUGUAACCAAAGGGAUAGUUUUGUUUGUUUUCUUAUUUUAGGAGAACUGACUGGUAAGUGAAGAAGUGGACCAAAUUUUGUGUAAACGAUUAGAAAGAUGAACAAAGUGUUACGCUUUGACUGUUUGUUUUUUUACGCCUCCUGAGAAAGUCUUCUUCUCCUGAGGCUCUUCCUUCAUGGUGACAAGCCCUCCACCGGGAUUCCCUGAUGAGCUUGGAAAGAGGUGCCAAAGAACACGUCCGCCUGCCCUUCGUCUUUCUCCACUAAAGCAUUUUUUCAGGAUUUCUUUUCCUCCAGGGUCAGAAGGAUUUGCCAAUGUUUUCAAUAAACUAUCUGGACAGAUACAACCUAAUGUUGAGGGUGGAUUUGAGCACUGGGCCUCUUAGUGAGGGGGAGACGCAGGGGUUGUGAGUAAACUUCGGGUGAACUUAUUCUCCCUGUCCUGGGGAAGGUCAGGGUCAGGUCUGCGAAUACGUACUGCUGCUACCACCCAAUGUACUAUGUGUCACUUUUACUUUAUUUUUUUUAACUGAUAAUUUUAUUUAAAACAUGAAAGAAGCGUGAUCUAAGUAAAUAUGGAAAUAUUUGACACACCCCACAGAUUUUACUUGGGCGUAAAUACUUACUUUUAAGAUCUCUCUGACAGAUGCACACACAGGGAGCAGGGCUGUUUCCGCUCACAGUGGUCCUUGUUUGCACACUGGCUGAGCACAGGCUGAAAAACACGUGUGUGAACUGUGGCUCGUGCCACGUGGGGAACAAGCCUGCAUUUCUCGCCCGGGUCCCCCCCGGGUGAGGUCUGUUUCAGAGCUGCUCACUGGAACUCAGAAAUGCAAUUGGUCACAUCUCACUAAGCCCACUUCUUUCUAGUUCCAUUCUGCUUUAUGGGAAAAGGAAGACGGAGUCCAAAAGCUGAAUGAAUGCAUCCUUUUUAAGAGGCCCAGCUUCUUGUAAACAGAGUGCUUAUAGGAAGGAAGGACUAAGGAGACAGACCACAAUGAAGUCGUUCUGCUCUGACCCUGACAGGACACCACGGCGCUGCACGCUCACCUGCUGCUGGAAUCCAGGCGGUAGACAGCACAGCUGGUCGUUUCUAAAGUUCUUUCAGGUGAUGCGGAAAAAAAAGAUGGACUUGAUCAGAUUUAAUGCUGUCAGAGUUCAUGCGUUGUUUCAUGCUGUUGGGGCUGUGGACAAUUCUUAAUUUCUUACAACUUCUAGGACCUUAGGAAAAGAUCUAUUAAGUUACACAGUCAUCAGCACAGAGAACAGAGAGGCCAACUCUGUGGGAAGGCAGUUACAUUUAUAUUGAAGGCAACAAUUUCCCACCCCUUAGAAUGAAAACAAAAAUGAAAAACCACCCCUAAAUUUGCCAUGAACCAGUCAGCCCUGAGUUGAUAUACAAAAUUGACCUUCAAAUUACUUGAGCGAAGCACAGUACACACUGACAUGUGUUCAGGAAGGGUCUUUAUCCUUUGGUGCUAAAAUUCUCUGUGCUUCCAGUGUAGCUCCUGCUCUGUGUAAUAGAAGAAUCACUAAAGGAAACAUGGUUGAGUUCAACACCAGGAAGAAAGAUUUUUCUAAUCUGGUAUUUGAAACAAGAAACAAAACCCUAAACCUUCUUGGCAGGUUUUCAAAUGCAGGAAGUUUUUCUGGUAUUUAUCAUUAAACCAAUAAGAAACAUAUCCAUACCUUACCAGAUGUUUAGCUAGAAUUCCACAUAAUUUUCGCCUACGAAAUAUGGGCACGUGUGAAAAAACAAGGUGUUCUGUGUGAAGACACUGGUGUUAAAUUCCUGUUGUCCAAUUGUGAGGAAAAACAUAUGACGCGGAAGCCUGGGCUUUGCUCUCCUAACACUGGUACAUUGAGCCUCUGACUUAAAUAAGACAACCUGGUAUAUCUGAGAGCCUUAUUCCUACAUUGUAGAUAGCCCACUCUUCAUCAAAUUAAAUUAGGGAACGUAUUUAAGCUUUUAAAAUCCUGGCGCGUUGAUUGCUGGAGGCCCUCGAAAUAGUAAACCUUGCAUUUUAGUCAGGUAACUAGUUUUGUUUUUAAAUAAUGCCAUCACCUUUUCAAGAACUUUUAAAAGGACUUCUGACUCCACCUGUGGACACUGCUGCUCCCAUGCUCCUCACAGAGUCUACCAGGGGUGGGCAAACUUUUUGACUCGAGGGCCACAAUGGGUUCUUAAACUGGACCGGAGGGCCGGAACAAAAGCAUGGAUGGAGUGUUUGUGUGAACUAAUAUAAAUUCAAAGUAAACAUCAUUACAUAAAAGGGUAUGGUCUUUUUUUUUUUUAGUUUUAUUCAUUUCAAACGGGCCGGAUCCGGCCCGCGGGCCGUAGUUUGCCCACGGCUGGUGUAUGCCAUAGCUCUGUCAUUGGCACUGCAGGAGCAUGUGGUACCAGAAUAAGGGUGAAGGGGAAAUACCAAGUUUCAAGGUGGGAAGGUGAGAAUAGUGAAUCUCAUUUACAUUUAGAAAAGCAAACGUGAGGUCUAACCCAACAUCCCACUUUAGAGUAUGAAACACGAACAAUUACUAGACGUAGGGUGGUGAUCACUUCACAGUCUAUAGAAAUCGCAAAUCAUUACGUUGUAAACCUGAAACUAAUACGUCACUUAUAUCUCUGUUUUAAAAAAUUUCGAUCUUGCCUCUCAAACAGUAAACUUUUGGAGCUCCUUUUCCUGCUUAAUCAAUAUAUAACAUCGAUUACUGUUUUUGUGAACUUGUACUCCUCUUGGAAGCUUUUCCUAUAAUUUAGUCCUCUGUGCAGUAUCUAUAACAUGUAAUUCCUCUAAGUUAUAACACUUUUUUUCUAAAUUCUUUGAAAUGGGAAUGAAUUCCUCUCAUUAUAAUUUUGGAGCUCCUCCACCAGCUCUGAAAAUAAAGCGUUCUUCCUCAAGUCCAGUGGAAGUAAUUUGGAAUUUUUAAUUUAAUUUACUGGCAUCUUGGAAAACAAGUUUUGCUGUGGAAGGAAUGCUGGCUGGAGUGAGGGCGAGUCUUUAGUCUGCUUUAUGGAUGACUUUGCAUUAGGUUCUUGGCUGUAUACCAGCGCCCCCUUGCGGAAAUAUGUUAUAUGACUUUGAACACAAACCUGCCACUUUUUAAAGUGUAUUUUCAAGUUUUUAAAAGGCAUAUGUUUUUUAUUUAUUUUUUGCGAAUAAUCUUGAAAGCAUAAUGAAAAUGGAAUUAUGUUAAAGGUAUUUUAAACCUUUCCCAAAGGGAAAAUGUACUUAGAUCACAGGGAGUUGCAAUUCUAAUCUUUUAUCCAUUUGAUCAAAGAAAAUUUGCAGACCAUUUUUACCUCUCACCAUCACAAUCAUUAAUGUCUCCCUUUAUAACUACCGACACUUUGUUUACUUUGAAACACCAAGUUGGCUGCCUUUUUUAUUUUACAUGUUAGAACUCAUGCAGUUUCUUUUUUUUUUAUCACAUCUUGUUCCUUGGAUAUUUUGAACAUUUUUGAAUUAUUUUUUAUGUUUAUUUUUGUUUUGCACUGUAAAACCGAUUAAAAAUUUAAGCCGGUCUUAGCACACUUCUGUAGUGUCAGGAAGUGUAAGAAGGAAUUUCAUAAUAAAUGUGUUUGCAUGUUUAAAUCAAGCAUAUUAAAAGUAAUAUGCUAUGUGUUGAAGGUUUUUCUGUUAUGUAUGUAUAAAGAUUCCUAGCAUUUUUGUUUAAUGUCAUUGUGUUGCAAUAAUUUAACUCAGUUGACUUACUUGCUGAAAAUAUUUUGUCUAUUAAGAAGUGCUCUUGACUUCAAUACCUAAACACUGAAAAUUGUGUCUAAGGUGCCCAAAGAUAAGUUUUUAUAUAGAUUUACACCUUAUGAGUUGGGAUUUGUUUUGUUAUUCAUUAAUUUAACUAUGCUGUGUUCUGAAUGAAUGAUGAAUGACACUAGUUCUUUAUUCUGAAAUUAUUUAAAAUUGUCCUUUAAAAGAAUAAGAGGAAGCUAUAAAUGUAAGCUGAUCUAGUUGCCAAGUUGGGAUUCAUUAUUUAAUUUAACUCCUAUGCAAUGAUUAAUGCUGCAAAAUGUAUGGUUAUGUUAUGGUAUAGUCACAAAAGAAAUAUUAUUAUGAGGUUUGAGAGGUGUAGCCUAUUGUAUUCUUUCAGAAAUUUACUGUACUGUUUCAAUGUGUUAAGUGCCUUGUUGUAAAGUAAAAUUUUAAGCCUAGAAUGCAUUAUUUUCCUGAUAUAUAUUUUUCAUUAUGAUAUAUACUGUAUGUUAUUGUAAUAGUUUUAUUAAAUGCUUAUGUUUUAAUCAAAUAUGUGAUUUUCAGAAGCUCUUUUCUCCUACCCACCAGUACCUUAAUCAUUAGUCUAUCAUAUGGGGUUUGAAUUCAGGUCCUUUUUUUUAAAGAGGAAAUUAUCUUUGUUUAGAAGUAUGUUUUUCAUGCUUGUGCUUUUAUAUUUGUAAAAACAUUUCAGGAGGAAUUUAGAAGUGUAACUAUAGUUUGUACUUCAAAAUGCCAUUUUACAUUUACAUUUUAAGUGCCUAAUUGUUAGUUAAAACUAAUUUAUGUUUUUAUUCUAAAGACAAAUGUGUACUUGGUUUCUAAUCUCGUUGGCUUUGCUUUAAAAAAACACACAAAAAAGCAAGAGCCUCUACUUCCUAUUUACCCAAUAAACCACCAUGACAGCAACAGUA